This is a messenger RNA of Uranotaenia lowii, 2983 nucleotides long. Its product is annotated as putative ferric-chelate reductase 1 homolog. Bases 326 to 2242 code for a protein of 638 amino acids. Gene Ontology annotation, molecular function: oxidoreductase activity, acting on metal ions. Lineage: Eukaryota; Metazoa; Arthropoda; Insecta; Diptera; Culicidae. The record is from RefSeq and is a predicted model, not a curated record. The transcript is spliced from 9 exons.
GUAGCUACGGCGAUCAAUCAGUCUUGGAAGUGACUUCAUCGAGAGCGGGUUUCCGAAGUGUUUUGUCUCCGUCGUCGUCGUCGUUGGUGCGUUUUGUUUGUUUGUCGGUGGAGUUUUUCUGCAACUUCAUUGCGCGGGAGUGUUGAGGCACUUCGCUGAACCUUUUCCUUAGUCGGGCGGCCGGGUUGCACGCGAAAGAGAGUGUUGUGUGUUUUAAUAGUUCAUUGGGUUGUUUUGUGUGUUUUUGGCUGAGGAAGGCUCUUUGGGUUGCCUUUUGUGGAUCGUUGUACGGUUUGAAGUCGGUGAAAAAAGAAUCAGAUCCAAAAUGUGGUCGAUGCUGAGCGUGGUCGUGGUGCUCAGCGCCCUCAUAACACCCUCCAUAACACUGCCAAAUGGAGCUCCAACAAGUGUUUGUAACACGUUACUUCCGUUUCACGGUGGAGGAAUUCCACCGCUGACCACCACCUCCCCGUUCCGGAUAACGCCGGUUACUUCCGUCAUCGGUAGCGGCCAGGUGCUGCAGGUUGAAAUCGAGUCAUUCCCAGCCAGUGUUGUGUUCAAGGGUUUCAUGGUUCAGGCCCGGAAUCGACAGGCCCCGAAUCAGGUGCUCGGCCGAUUCGAGCUGACCGAUGAAGAUGCCAUCAAAUUGAUCAACUGUGGCGGCCAGGAUGAUACGGCCACCCACACCAAUACCAAAACCAAGAAAGAUCUGGCCCUGGAGUGGAUCGCCCCAUCCGACUUCACCGGAGAGAUCGUCUUCAACGGAACCAUCGCUCAGGAUUACGACAAGUUUUGGGUUGGCAUCGAAUCCUCGCCUGUUAAAAUAGUUGCUAGCGGGCAGAGCCCACCGGGAGUCGUCGGAAUUUCCACUAGCCGAAGGCCACCUGUAACGACCACUGUUCCGUCCUAUGUUUCUCCAACUGUUGCAAAGACUGAAUCGGUCGAUCCCAUAUACCAGGGCUGUGGCGAUAUCAAGGGAUGCUUUGGUUUCCCGGAGGGUUGUGUCGACAGCCAAAGCUGUCAAGCCAUCGUAGCCACCACCGUCCAAGGAGAGCGAUACAUUUUCGAAAUGAAGUCAGGCUCCAAACGUCCUGCCUACAUUGCCGUUGGUCUGUCGAUGGACGACCGGAUGGGUGACGAUUCCGUGAUCGAGUGCGUUCCGGAACAAGGUACCGUCAAUGCGUACGCUUCGUGGACAUUCGCCGGACCGUACGGUGUUUCCCGGGAAGGAAUCGCCCAGAAUUUCUUCCGGCUGCUGGAGAAGACCUACAACGAUGGAGAAAUCUACUGCCGAGUCGAACGGGAUGCCGUCAGUACCGUAAAGGGCCAGAAGUUCGAUUUGAUCAACGGAAAGUACCAUUUGAUGGUUGCCGUCGGUAGCAAAGCUGAUUCAACCCACGUUUCCUACCACGACAUCGGACGUCAUGUGUCAGGAGCUCCCAUGGCUUUGGCCGAGGUUGGACCAGUGAUGGGACGGGGAAAACUUAUGGUGCGACUUCAUGGUGCUUUCAUGUUGACGGCCUGGAUCGGAACCGCUUCCCUAGGAAUUCUGUUGGCUCGUUAUUUCCGACAAACCUGGGUCGGCAGCCAGUUGUGCGGCAAGGAUCAAUGGUUCGCUUGGCAUCGAUUCAUGAUGGUGAUCACGUGGACCCUAACCAUCGCCGGUUUCAUCAUCAUCUUCGUCGAUUUGGGCCGUUGGUCGCCCAGUCCGCAUGCCUUCGUGGGUUUGGCCACCACGAUCAUCUGUUUCCUGCAACCGAUUGGGGCCUACUUCAGACCCCACCCUGGUACCAAGCGGCGGCCGGUGUUCAACUGGCUGCACUGGUUGGGCGGUAAUUUGGCCCACAUCCUUGCCAUCGUUGCCAUAUUCUUCGCCGUUAAGCUGCAGAAGGCAGAACUUCCCGACUGGCUCGAUUUUAUUCUGAUCGCAUUCGUGGCGUUCCACGUGAUCAUGCACUUGAUCUUCUCCAUUUUCUUCUGGAUGCAGAUUGGAGGCUGCGUAACCGAUCGGCGCAACAGCCAGCGGGUAACCUCGUUCCCGAUGGCCGACAUGACUCCUUCCCGCAAUUCUAUGAGUUCCGGCGAGCGCAAACAAGAUGCAGCUUUCGGUGGCUUCCGGAAAGUGAUGCUGUUCUUCUACACCUUGAUCAUUGUGGCUUUCGUGAUUGCCCUGGUUGUGAUCGUAGUGCUGGCCCCCAUUGAAGUCACCGUCGAGAGCAUUAAGAAACAGAUCAUGAACUAGAGGAAGAUGGUCACAGUAUCAACCCAGGGAAUCCUGAAACCGCUCACACGUUUUUGUGCUAAAUUGAAUAAUUUUCUCCCGAUAAAUUGUACUUUUUUACCCCCAUUGCAUUGGCCUUCCCGGUGCAGGAUCCGGGGCAGGGCGUUUCUACGUUCAGAUAUGUUUUGAUUUGUACAUUAUCAGAGAUCGUUCUUAACCUAACCGAAAGUAUUCUCGUGUAGAUAAGUGUGUAUAGUUGAAGUUAUAAUGUAUCGCGUAAAUUCGUCAAGAAUAAGGUUUGAACUAUUUAGAGAAUCGAACGCACAGGAACCGAAGCGGGUGUACAGAAUUUAGAUAGAAUCUCGAAUCUACGGAGAUGUGAACGUACAUAUGUUAAUUGAAUUCGAUCAAAUCAUCUUGGCAUCUGUAAAGAUCAGAUGCGAAACCGAAGAUAAAAUCGUCAAACGUUGUCUUUAAAGGGUAACAAAUCAAAAUAAAAAACCAGUAUUUAUUAACACAUCAAGAUGAGGCAUUUCGAGACUUAUUGUUGUAGUAAAGUUUUGCGUAUCGAUGAUUUUUAACCUAACUAUAUGUUUUUCGGAAAAUUCAGCUAAAUUGUUUAUUGAUAAUUUAUAGAUGAAAAGUAACCCAAUGUAUUUGAAUAGGAAAUAUUGCGUAAAUUGAAGGAAAUCUAUUGAUUAGAAACUAAAAGACAGUAAAAUAAAUGUUGCCAUCCGUCUACUGUUUAUUUAAGUAUUUUAA